UGUGUUUUGCAGUCGUGUCCUUUUCAGACGAUCGUCAUCCCUGUGGUCUCUCUUCUUAAGUUUUCACCCGUCAACUCACAGACUGCGGCUCAUCUGACCUGGACAUCGGCUGGAAGAAGGACUCGGAUUCACAGCACACAUCCUCAUCACUAAAACAAAAUGCCUGGACCAGCAGUAAGUGCAACCAAUGUUGGGGCCUCUGGCCGUUCCCCCAGUAAGACUGUGGCCCCCCGCGCCGCAGGCUCCACAGUCCGACAAAGGAAAGCUACCAGCAGUGGUACACGCAGCGGUGGCAGGACCACAGGAUCGGCGGGCACUGGUGGCAUGUGGCGCUUCUACACAGAAGACUCACCAGGACUCAAAGUUGGCCCGGUGCCAGUGCUGGUGAUGAGUCUACUCUUCAUUGCUUCAGUCUUCAUGCUGCACAUCUGGGGGAAGUACACCCGCUCUUAAACUCCACCUGAUGACCUCUGACCCUGCGACUCGGCUUCUUAACACAUUGGAACUGGACCAAACAAGAAAUGAACAACAACUUUACGCUCAUAGUUCCCCUCCUCGUCAUCUUUGCAACACACAGACACACAAACUGGAUUGAUAUGCAACUGUUUUACUACACAAUCUUCAUCUUCAACUGAUGUUGGUAACCACCUUGUUUUGUUUUUUUUGUCCACCCGUGUUUUGAACAUCUGAUCACAUGACCGGGAGUAAACAUUCUCGCCCACCUCACCAUUGUGACGUCUGUGUGUUUGUGUCUGUGGCUUUCUGUCGACGCAGCAGCAGAUCUGCUGCAUGAAGGUUCAUGGCCGUGCUCAAAGACACUACUCUUUUCAGGCCCCCAGCAAACAUUUCUCUUUGUAGCCUGACUUGCAUUUUUGUUAACCUGCAUUUGUACAAAAUAUAAUUGUAAUAUUGUACAAUAAAAAAAGGAAAAAUAAA
Molecule: messenger RNA, 936 nt
Organism: Hippoglossus stenolepis (Pacific halibut)
Lineage: Eukaryota; Metazoa; Chordata; Actinopteri; Pleuronectiformes; Pleuronectidae
Gene: sec61b
Product: SEC61 translocon subunit beta
Exons: 4
Coding region: 160-453 (97 amino acids)
Biological process (GO): intracellular protein transport
Cellular component (GO): Sec61 translocon complex
Source: RefSeq, a predicted model, not a curated record